AUGGCCUCAGCAUCAUUGAAAAGCGCCGGAAAAUAUCUUUACCCCCGAGAGACAUCUCGUCAUGCCGCGACCAUUCUCGGGUUUCCAUCCAAGGUCUCCAUCGCCCCGGCCUACUAUGAAAGCGCAUGUACCGAUAUCGCCAACCUGGCCGCCGCAAUUUCGGCUCACGAGCCAGUGAGACUAUACACGCGGCCCGAGGAUGUGCUGAAAGCAAACUCAAUGGUUGGUCAGGCAGUCACGAAGUAUCCCGGGGACAGUUCAAAUGUUUCUGUUAUUCCAUUCCUCACAAACCAUCUUUGGGUCCGUGAUACAGGCCCUGUCUAUGUACACGGAGUUGAUGAAUACGCCCGAAAGCAGCGUUUUGCGAUCAAUUUCCGCUUCAGUGAAUGGGGAAGAAAAGAUGACAUUGGUGACCACGAUCGAGCCGCUGACGGUCUUGAAUGGCCCGUUAUGGAGAGUGAACAGCUUCAGGAAAACACAACAUUUGCUCAACGAGUCAUUGAAUCCGAUGUCUCUCCGUCUCCGGUGACUACAGUGGAAUCAAAGCUUUGUUUGGAGGGGGGUGCAUUAGUUGUGGAUGGCGAAGGAACACUUCUGGCCACAGAGAGUAGCAUCCUCAAUGAAAACCGCAAUCCAAAUCUUUCUCGUGCUGAGAUUGAGGAUGAAUUACGCCGAGUGCUAGGAGUUGAGAAAAUCAUCUGGUUCCCGGGCAAGAAAGAUCUGGAUGUGACUGAUGUACAUGCUGAUGCGGAAGUGAACUUUAUUCGACCCGGUGUUAUUGUCCUCUCACGCCCCCAUUCCAGCGCCCCUCAGGAAUGGAUUACGGUUUAUAAGCAGAUCAGGGAAAUUCUAGAACAGUCAGUUGAUGCGAAAGGUCGUCAUUUCGAAAUACACACCGUCAAUGAACCGAAUCCUCGAUGUUUGGGAGAGUUAUUCUAUGAGGAACCAGCGACAAACUAUGUCAACUUUUAUUUCGUGAAUGGAGGGCUCAUUCUUCCCCAGUUUGGAGACAGCCAGAGAGAUCAAGAAGCUUUGGAUUUGUUUGAGAGGCUGUGUCCUGAUCGUGUGGUUCGCCCGGUGCAUGUUACUGGGCUUCCUCUGGCCGGAGGGGUGAUUCACUGCGCAACCCAACCAAUCCUUGCUACCGAAGUUUGA
This is a messenger RNA of Penicillium soppii, 1155 nucleotides long. Its product is annotated as agmatine deiminase family protein. The record is from RefSeq and is a predicted model, not a curated record. Gene Ontology annotation, molecular function: agmatine deiminase activity; protein-arginine deiminase activity. The transcript has a single exon. Gene Ontology annotation, biological process: putrescine biosynthetic process. Lineage: Eukaryota; Fungi; Ascomycota; Eurotiomycetes; Eurotiales; Aspergillaceae. The coding region runs from base 1 to 1155 and encodes 384 amino acids.